AUGACCAAGAACAAAAUUAUAGUCACCUGAUACUAAACAGUGCCACCCAGACACCUACACAUGACAAGCCACGGAUGAACAACAUCCUUACUUCUGCCACCGAACCCUAUGAUCUGUCCUUCUCCCGGUCCUUCCAGAACCUCUCUCACCUCCCACCAUCCUAUGAGUCUGCAGUCAAGACAAACCCAACUGACAAAGAGGCAGAUGAAUAUUACAUGAGGAGGAGACACCUGCCCGACCUGGCGGCCCGGGGCACCCUCCCUAUCAACGUCAUCAAGAUGUCACAGCAGAGUAACCACAGGGACAGGCCCCGGCGGCCCAUCCGGGCCAUGUCCCAGGACAGGGUGCUGUCCCCUGAGAGGAUCAUGCCUGAGGAGUUUAGCAUGUCCUAUGAACGGAUCCUCUCAGACGAGCAGCUUCUGUCCGCUGAGCGCCUCCAUUCCCAAGACCCGCUGCUCUCCCCAGAGCGCUCGGGGUACCCAGAGCACUCGAUGUCGCGGGCACUGUCACACACAGACGUCUUUGUGUCAACACCCGUCUUGGAUCGCUACAGGAUGACAAAAAUGCACUCCCAUCCUAGUGCCUCAAAUAACUUGUACAAUACCUUAGGUAUGAACCCAACUUCUGCCAAGCGCCAAGCGUUCGCCUCCCGGCGGCAUAACACCGUGGAACAACUGCAUUAUAUUCCAGGACACCACCACCACUACCGCACGGCGAGCAAAACAGAGGUGACUGUUUGAUAUGACCCUGUGCGUUGUAGAUUUUCAUUAAGGACUGGGGUGGUCACAGCACCCUCUACUGCAGUGGCCUUAUAGGCCAAGAUAACCUCUAGUAACUCAGUGUCUGAAAAGACUUCUCAAACAGUCCCAUUCGCAUCAUUUUUAAAGCCACCCCCUACAUUGGUGACAUAAGAAGAACCUAAGCAAACAAACAAGAUGAUAGUGAGGGAUAAUGGAGGAUAUUUCCUAACAUGCAUCAGUUUCUGUCAAAGAAAGCCAUAGUAGUAGAUGGCUCCUUCCAAGGGCUCACCUGCACUAUCUCAUUGUUUUUAUGAAUUUGGGACUCUUCGAUUGCUACAAGCAGAACCACUCUCAUGCAGCCCAUGGCAGGGAGGAGGAACUGCAGCACCCCAUCCUGGUUGGAAGGGCCCUCUUGCCAUCUCUCAUGCCAGCCCAUAUGUUUGACCUUUCUGUAGCAAGUAGGUAA
Molecule: messenger RNA, 1206 nt
Organism: Tinamus guttatus (white-throated tinamou)
Lineage: Eukaryota; Metazoa; Chordata; Aves; Tinamiformes; Tinamidae
Source: RefSeq, a predicted model, not a curated record